UUGGUUACCAUCACUAUCUGAAACCGUGGGACAUAGAGAGGGAGAGAGAGCUUUUCUAUAGUUCCAGCAUCCAUGACGACUCGCAACAUGCCAAAUAAUCACUCUCCAAUCCUUUUCUUUAAGAUCAUCACAACGACAAGUAUUGAAGCUGGAGAGCUUAGGAUUCCAAACAAUUUCACUAAGAGAUAUGGUGGUGAUAUGUCAAACCCAAUGUUUCUCAAGCCUCCAGAUGGAACUGAAUGGCAAAUAUGUCAUAGUAAAACUGAUGGGGAUGUUUGGUUUCAAAAUGGUUGGAAAGAUUUUGCGAAAUAUUACUCCCUCGAUCACGGACACAUGGUGUUGUUUGAAUACAAGGAUUCUUCUCAUUUUGGGGUACAUAUAUUUGAUAAGAGCACCCUUGAAAUAAGAUAUCCUUCACAUGAGAAUCAAGAUGAAGAGCACAACCCUGAUCAGAUUGAUGAUGACUCUGUUGAGAUAUUGGAUAAGAUACCUCCUUGCAAGAAGACUAAACUGAAAUCACCAAUGUCGUGUCCUAAACCACGCAAGAAAUUGAGAACCAGUACAAGUGAAGAUGUUGGAGAAAGGCCUGAAUUGCACAACUUGCCUAAACAAGUCAAAAUUGAAGAUGAUGUCAGUGGAAAUACUGAAUGCCUUGAAAGGGAGGACUUAACUUCCAAAAUCACUGAAGCUUUGAACAGAGCCAGAACUUUCCAAUCUAAAAUUCCCUCCUUCAUGACUGUCAUGAAACCUGCCUAUGUUGAUGGAUAUUCCUUGCAUAUCUCAUCAUUAUUUGCAAAAAAAUAUUUGAAGAAUGCAACGGAUGUCCUCCUGCAAGUCUUGGAUGGGAGAACUUGGUCUGUUAGUUUUAACCUCGGUAAAUUCAAUGCUGGGUGGAAGAAAUUCGCAUCAGUUAAUAAUUUGAAGGUGGGAGAUGUAUGUCUUUUUGAGCUAAACAAGAGUGUACCCCAUUCAUUGAAAGUAUUGAUCUUUCCACUUGCGGAAAAACUGCAUUCGCCGUCUCAAUCACCAGUUCAAGGAGAUAGAGUCAAUCGUAUCAACUAUGGGAGAUUCCGGUAUACUGAAAUUCAAAAUGUUCUUACCACCAAAUGUGGGGAGACAACUAAAAGAGCUUCAAAGCUAAUUAGCCCCCGCCUCCGCCCCUUGACAAAUGCUGCUCUGGAAGAAGCUAACAAAUUCAACUCAAACAACCCUUUUUUCAUAGUCAAUUUAGCGCCAGAUAUGGAGUGGGAUUACAGACCGACCGCGUGUACCAAAUCCCUUCAUCAGAGAGUACUUCAAUGACAUGCAGCAGACCAUAAUGUUACAGUACGAAAAGAAAUUGUGGCCUGUGAAGUUGAUCUGUUAUCCAAAAAAAGGUUCAGGCAAGUUGUCCAAAGGUUGGGUCGAAUUUGCUGGAAAAAGUAAAUUGGUAGUUGGAGAUGCUUGUGUGUUUGAGCUCAUCAAUAAGGAAGAUCCGGUGCUUGAUGUUCACAUUUUCAGAGGUCACUGAUAUUUGAAGCUGUUAGUACCAUACAAAAUGUACCACUGCUUCUAAAUACAAUGGACAAAAACAUUAAACUAACCUUUGCUGUAUUAUGUCUACAUUGAUAAAUACUCAGUUAUAUAGUCCUGUAUGAAUGAAAUUUUUCUGCUUUGUAGAAUGAAAUUUUCGA
This is a messenger RNA of Lotus japonicus, 1673 nucleotides long. Its product is annotated as B3 domain-containing transcription factor VRN1-like. The transcript is spliced from 7 exons. The record is from RefSeq and is a predicted model, not a curated record. Gene Ontology annotation, molecular function: DNA binding. NCBI's taxonomy places the organism in Eukaryota, Viridiplantae, Streptophyta, Magnoliopsida, Fabales, Fabaceae. Bases 73 to 1302 code for a protein of 409 amino acids.